Messenger RNA from Aspergillus japonicus CBS 114.51, 3622 nucleotides. It is a transcript of the gene ams1, whose product is annotated as alpha-mannosidase. Gene Ontology annotation, cellular component: fungal-type vacuole membrane. Gene Ontology annotation, molecular function: alpha-mannosidase activity; carbohydrate binding. The transcript is spliced from 4 exons. The record is from RefSeq and is a predicted model, not a curated record. The coding region runs from base 196 to 3465 and encodes 1089 amino acids. NCBI's taxonomy places the organism in Eukaryota, Fungi, Ascomycota, Eurotiomycetes, Eurotiales, Aspergillaceae. Gene Ontology annotation, biological process: mannose metabolic process; oligosaccharide catabolic process.
CGCUUCCUGCUGCUCUUCUCCUCUUCUCUUUGAACAAACCUUCCAUCUCUUUUCUUUCUUCAUCUUCUUCAUCUCCAAUUCUUGCAAUCGAUCACCCAUCUCUUCCCUCGUCCCUUCUUUUCUUUUGGGACGGUUUCUCCAUCAUUGAGCUCUUUCAUCCUCCCACUCACACUCCCCCAAUCUAGACCCGCGGCGAUGGGUGGAGACAUGCCCCGACAAGCUCCCAGCGCCCUUCCCCGGACUCCCCAAGGCCCCGUCGGCCAGCGCAUUCAAUCCAUCUACACCGACCGUCUCAAGCAAUUCACUGCCACCGGUCAAUACCAGGGCCAGAACCUUCUCUCCAAAUUCUACGAGGCUGUCAACUCCGACGAGGACCAUGUCAAGCUUUCCGUAUACUCCGUCCCCGACCUGCAGCGUCCACCCUUCAAGGAAGCCACAUCUCAUGAAUUCAAACCCACCCACAUUGGGGCCUCAUUUGGUCCAAGCUGGUCGACCCAUUGGUUUCACAUCCGCUUGACUGUUCCCUAUGACAUGCGCGACAAGGAACGCUUGGAGUUCCAUUGGGAUGCCAAUAACGAAGGCUUGAUUUGGUCGGAAGAUGGCCGGCCCUUGCAAGGUCUCACCGGUGGAAAUGAGCGCAUCGAGUGGAUCAUCCCCGACGCCUGGCGCGACGGAAAGGAACAUGUCUUUUAUAUUGAAAUGGCCUGUAACGGCAUGUUUGGUAACGCCCCUGGUGGAGAUUCCAUUCAGCCUCCCUCGCCCGACAAAUAUUUCACCUUAAGUAAAGCUCAGAUCACUGCGGUGAAUCUUGAAGCACGGGCGCUGUUUUAUGAUUUCUGGAUCAUUGGAGAUGCUGCGAGAGAGUUCCCGGGAGAUUCUUGGGAAAAGCACGAGGCCAACAUGGUGACUAACGCCAUAAUUGAUGCUUUCAUUGCGGGCAAUGGGAGCCAAGAGUCUAUCAAAGAGGGCCGCAAGAUUGCGAGGAAGUAUAUCGGCGACAAAGUCGACACUUCGCAGGUAUAUGACACCGACACGGAUCCCAUCGUCUAUGCAAUCGGUCACUGUCAUAUCGACACUUGCUGGCUCUGGCCUUGGGCGGAAACAAAGCGUAAGGUGGCCCGCUCUUGGUCGAACCAGUGUGAUCUGAUGGAUCGCUAUCCGGAGCAUCGCUUUGCUUGUUCCCAAGCACAGCAGUUUAAAUGGCUGAAAGAAUACUACCCCUCAGUGUUCGAUCGCGUCAAACAAUGGGUCAAGAAGGGGCAUUUUCAGCCCAUCGGUGGCAGUUGGGUCGAGCACGACACUAACAUGCCCAGCGGCGAGUCGUUGGUGCGACAGUUUCUCUACGGACAGCGCUUCUUCCAGAGUCACUUCGGAGAACGUUGUACAACCUUCUGGCUUCCAGAUACCUUUGGCUACUCUACACAGAUUCCUCAGAUUUGUCGUCUGGCUGGAAUGAGCCGGUUCUUCACCCAGAAGCUUAGCUGGAAUAAUAUUAACAACUUUCCCCACACUACCUUCCAAUGGGUGGCGCUGGAUGGGAGUCAGGUCAUGUGUCACAUGCCUCCAUCCGAGACUUACACUGCGAGCGCCCAUUUUGGCGAUGUCAAACGCAGUGUGACUCAGCAUAAAUCGCUGGACAAGGACAACACAUCGCUCUUGGUCUUCGGUAAGGGUGAUGGUGGAGGUGGCCCAACCUUUGAACAUCUGGAGAAGUUGCGUCGUUGCCGCGGAAUGAGUGACAAGGUGGGCUUGCUUCCUCGCGUGAAGAUGGGGGAAUCUGUCGAUGACUUCUUUGCGCGACUUGAAAGGAAGGCGGAAGCUGGUACCAAAUUCGCAACUUGGUAUGGCGAACUGUACUUUGAGCUCCACCGAGGCACGUACACUACGCAAGCCAACAACAAGCGAAACAAUCGCAAAUCUGAAUUCCUACUGCGGGAGAUCGAGUACCUUGCCACUCUGGCAUCGCUUCAUGGUGACAAAGGUUAUCAGUACCCUAAGAAGGAUAUUGAUGACAUGUGGGAGGGUGUUCUUCUCUGCCAGUUCCACGAUUGUCUUCCCGGAAGUUCCAUCGAGAUGUGCUAUGAUGACUCGAACAAGCUCUAUAAGCAAAUCUUUGAAACAGGUCAGAGGGCCAGAAAGGAAGCGCUUGGAGCUCUGGGAAUCGGCAAGAAGAAGACUAGCAAGGAGUUCGUCGCACUCAACACACUACCUUGGUUCCGUUCCGAAGUUGUCAAAGUUCCCUCUGAACUUGUAGCCUCGGGCGGUCCCAAGUAUAUAUUGGUCAAUGGAGAAACUGGUCUCAUUCGAUGCCAAACCCCUGCUCCUUCCAAGGCAGGUCCUGCUGUUACAGUCUCCGAAAUCGAGCCUGGCGUCUUCCGCCUGCAGAAUGAAAACCUCAGACUCGAUAUCCAAAACGGUGUGAUUACAUCUUUGUACGACCGUGAAGUGGAUCGUGAAAUCAUACCCAAGGGCGGGAAGGCUGGGCAACUGGUCAUUUUCGACGACAAGCCUCUUUACUGGCAGGCUUGGGAUGUGGAGGUCUUCCAUCUCGAUUCCAGAAAGGAACUGCACUAUAAAAAGACGACCAUUUCCGAGAAGGAUCCUUACCGUGUCAGUGUCGUUAGCGAAACGCAGAUCAGCGAGAAUAGCUGGAUCAAGACCACUAUCAGCCUCACUGCUGCGAACGGAACCCAGCCUUCCUACGUCGAAUUCGAGAGUGAGGUCGAAUGGCGUGAGACCAUGAGAUUCCUCAAGGUCGAGUUCCCUGUGGACAUCACUAACACGGAGGCGUCGUAUGAAACACAAUAUGGAAUCAUUCGGCGUCCGACGCAUUACAAUACCAACUGGGAUAUGGCCAAGUUUGAAGUAUGCUGCCACAAAUGGGCUGACCUGUCCGAGUACGGCUAUGGAGUGUCAAUCCUCAACGACUCCAAAUAUGGCUUCGCCACUGCCGGCAACCUGAUGCGUCUCUCGCUGCUGCGCGCCCCUAAGGCGCCAGAUGCCCACGCAGAUAUGGGCCGGCAUCACAUCCGCUAUGCUAUCCUCCCACAUGCAGGACCACUGGAUGCGCGCACAAUUCGAGCCGGGUACAGCUUCAACCAUCCUCUGGUCCUCGAAGCGGCAAGCGGCCAGGAGGUCAGCGACGCGUUCAAAUCGGUUGCGCUCUCCGGAAACCCGUCUUUGGUCAUUGAUGUGAUCAAGCGUGGCGAGGACGACGAGGACGUGUCCCGAGACAAUUUGCCUCGGCGCUCCGGUAAGAGUGUCAUCCUCCGUAUCUAUGAGUCGCUCGGAGGCAAGAGCCGCGGCACCAUCCGCACCAAGCUCCCCAUCAGCAAGGCCUGGAAGUGCAAUGUGCUUGAGGACGACGAGACUCCUCUUGCGCUUGUGCAACGUGCCGAAGGCACCACGGAUAUUGAUAUCGAGCUGAGGGCCUUCGAGGUGGCGACGUACCGUCUGCAGCUAUAGUUUUUGUGCGUUGUGUUUCACUCACCGGUGUCAGCCACAUUGUAGUGACAAUUGUAUCAGACCGCCACACAACGGAAAACAUAUUGUUCAUUGAUCACAGAUGUUGUUCUUGGUAUAUAGUCAAAACAUGAAUCAACACCAACAAUGCAAAGGGUAG